Messenger RNA from Dicentrarchus labrax (European seabass), 1417 nucleotides. It is a transcript of the gene uprt, whose product is annotated as uracil phosphoribosyltransferase (FUR1) homolog (S. cerevisiae). The record is from RefSeq and is a predicted model, not a curated record. Bases 411 to 1190 code for a protein of 259 amino acids. NCBI's taxonomy places the organism in Eukaryota, Metazoa, Chordata, Actinopteri, Moronidae. The transcript has 7 exons.
GAGGAAGGCGGUUAGUCAACACGCCGGUAACGUCACAUCCGGCCUUAACUAACGGCGCUGUCAGUGUCAAAGCUAGCGAGCGAGGAGCUUCUUACUUGACACUACUACACUAAUUUUGAGGACAUAUCGGCCGCUAUUUUGAUUUUAACACGACGCGAGGGAGUGUUUGAAGGUUUGUGAAUGAGCUCCCGUCGGUUAGUGUCUCUAGGGAAGCUGCGUGAAGUCGGAGGAGUUCACUUGGAAACAAACUAGUCGAAGCUAAAAGGCUGAACACGUUGUCUUUUGUCAGACAGCGGGGGAGCAACCGACUGUGAACUGGGUCGCUCGGGUCCAGAAAACGCCGUCUGGCUUUCGCAUAGUUUGUUUCAAAAAGAGGUGGGGGGGAGAGACCUUUUCACCUCUCGCUCAGGAUGCCAUGCCACAAUCAGCAACUGAACAGUGUCAACAGUGGUCAGGAGCACCCAAUGAAGCAAGUGAGAUUUGCAAACAGCAGCAGCAGCAGCAGCAGUGUGUCUGCAGUGCUGUCCAACUCUGAACCUACUGAUGCCUCCAUACAGCCCGUAAACCAAGACAACCUGGGCCCUCAGCUUAAACUGCUCCCCCUGAAUGACCAGAUCCGUGAAUUACAGACUAUAAUCAGAGACAAGACAACCAGCAGAGGAGACUUUGUGUUUUGUGCUGAUCGACUGAUCAGAUUAGUAGUCGAAGAAGGUUUGAAUCAGCUCCCAUACUCAGAGUGCACUGUUACUACGCCAACAGGGUACAAGUAUGAAGGUGUCAAGUUUGAAAGAGGCAACUGUGGAGUCAGCAUAAUGAGGAGUGGUGAGGCCAUGGAGCAGGGUCUCCGGGAUUGCUGCCGCUCCAUCCGGAUUGGCAAGAUCCUCAUUCAGAGUGAUGAGGAGACACAGAAAGCCAAAGUCUACUACGCCAAGUUCCCUCCAGAUGUGUACAGAAGAAAAGUGCUGCUCAUGUACCCCAUCCUUAGUACAGGAAACACUGUGAUCGAGGCGGUGAAAGUGCUGAUAGAACACGGAGUCCAGCCCAGACAUAUUAUCCUCCUCAGCCUCUUCUCCACGCCUCACGGAGCCAAAUCUAUAAUCCAGGAGUUCCCAGAUAUCACCAUCUUGACAACGGAGGUUCAUCCAGUGGCUCCGACACAUUUCGGACAGAGGUACUUUGGCACUGACUGAACCAAGGACAACCUGAGGAACAUGAUCCGCAAAUUGCUUUAAGUAUAUUUUGUCUUGUUUAUUUAAAUGUAUCUCAUGUUCUCCUUGUUGUGCCAAAUACUGCUACGUUAUCUCCAAAGUUCCUGAACUGACACAAAAUGAUUAAUCUGAUCAGUUGUAUUUAUUAUCAUGUGUUUUUGCCGUGUAUACUCAUGCAUAAGAAAGAAAACAACACUGAACCAUAUAAA